CACGUCUCCGGGCAUUCCCUUUCUUUCCUUCUCUCCGCGGUCCUUGUCGUCGCGAUGGCACAGGCAGGCGACCCAGAAUGGAACGAAGAAGAAGCGCAAAAGAGAGACGUAAGAGCUAUUACUACUCAAGCAGUUCGAGAGAAGAGGAGGGAGAUCAUCAGGCAAAUCAGAAAGAUCCAGCCACAGGCGGGGAAGAACCUGAAGGACGUGGAGGUCCCCCAGUCCCUCUUUCAGCUGGCGAGGGACAUCGUCCGCGACCCAGAAGCAAGUCUCAGGUUCAACAAAGUGGCCGUGUACGAGCUACUGCUGGGGGACCUCAACAGACGGAGACGAGAAUCGGCCAACUCUGGCGGCGUGACGCUAGACAAGGCCGUGCCUGUGUUGGAUGGAUGGAAGCUGGCGAGCAUCUCUCUCUUCCGUUACGCUCUCAACCUCGUCCUGGCUCCUAACAGAGCCGAGUUCAAGAAGAUGAAAUUGUCGACUUCCUUCUACGUGUACAACAUCUCCCGUCACCUCCACCACGCAGAGGAGGCGUUCAAAGCCAUGGGCUACAGGGCGACUGAUAAGAAGGAGAAGAAAGAGACCCAGGAUCUGGUCUACGAUGGAGAUGUGAAACUUCCACCGGUCCUGGAGACUGCCACCGACCUGCUUGUGAUGCAUGAGGAGGUCGUUCACCUCCAGGAGGCUGUAGCAAUGCUGCUAAACUGUGGGAGAAGGGAGGUUCCACUUGAGAACGUUGUCGGAAAAAGACGUCUAGAGUUUGUUAGAGCUCAGCAGGGAAGUGGGAUUGCCCCAUCUGGCUCUCCUAAUCUCCACCCAACUCCAGCACAUUUAUGCCAACCUUCUUCCCCAUACUGUAGUAACCCUCCACUGCCUACACGUGUCCCCCCUCCUAAACUUGUCAGUGGUGGUGUUGGUCAAAAUGCACCAGUCAGCACUGGACCAGCCUUCCCAAGCAACGUGGUGCACGGCCAUGAAUGGAUGCACCAGCAGGCAGGACAGAAGAGGACUGACCAUGACUAUGCAAAUAUGAGUAGAAUGGAUGGAAAUAUCGUGGUGACAGAUGCAGCUGCUAGCUCAAACAAUCCACCGGCUAAAGGAUACAUUAACUUCCAAGUAGGUGAGGUAGGGAGCCGUGCUCCUCAAAUGGUGCCAACUUUCAGGCCACAAGUACCAGCAACUACGUCACGUCCGAUGGAAGGUGCUCAGGAAGGCAUCUACUAUCAAAAUCAGCAGCAGUCACCUCAUAAUCCAGGCUACCCACACCAUACUAUGAACACAACGUACAGUCAUCAGUACCAAAAUCAGACCCCC
Messenger RNA from Geodia barretti, 1314 nucleotides. The record is from the annotation of a GenBank genome assembly. Lineage: Eukaryota; Metazoa; Porifera; Demospongiae; Tetractinellida; Geodiidae.